AUGGUUCUGACACAGCUUGCAUCAGCAAACUUGGAAGGGCUCUGCUCUAAAGAGCAGCUUGAGCUUCUCAAUACUGUCGAUUCUUUGCGAUCUCAAGGCGUUAGUCACUACAUCUCCUUGCCCCAAAUAAUUGUAUGCGGUGACCAGUCCUCUGGCAAAAGUUCUGUCCUCGAGGCCAUCUCUGGUGUUUCGUUCCCAGUCAGCACCGGGCUCUGCACGCGCUUUCCAACAGAACUUAUCCUUCGAACGGCUUCACAUACUUCGGUCAAAGUUUCCAUCAUCCCACACCAGCUGAAACGAGAUAAGAAAGAUGCUUCGUCCGAUUUCCAUGAACAACUGGACUCGGUUCAGCAGUUGCCAGACUUGAUCGAAAACGCCAAGGCAUAUAUGGGAAUAAAGACCCUUGGCAAGGCAUUCUCUAAUGAUGUGCUUCGCAUCGAGAUCAGCGGGCCGGAUCGCCCGCAUCUCACUAUUGUUGACCUGCCGGGAUUGAUCCAUUCGGAGACCAAGAAUCAAUCGGCCUCAGACGUCCAUCUUAUUACGCAAAUCGUCAAGGGCUUCAUGUCAAAGCAGCGAAGCAUUAUCCUUGCUGUCAUAUCUGCAAAGAAUGACUAUGCCAACCAAAUCGUCUUGAAGCUCGCUCGUGAUACAGACCCGAGAGGGUUACGUACACUUGGUAUCAUCACCAAACCUGAUACUCUUGCUGCUGAUUCCACAAGCGAGAAAAGCUACAUCUCUCUUGCCAAAAACUUGGAUGUAGUAUUUCGUCUUGGAUGGCAUGUACUCAGAAACAGAGAUACAGACGCAGACAAAUGGACACUGGCGCAGCGCGAUGUACAGGAGAAAGAAUUCUUCUCCAAAAGCGCUUGGUCGGCCUUACCUGAGUCAUCUCUUGGUAUUGUAUCUCUGAGAAGCCGAUUGAGUAAACUGUUGUUACAUCAAAUUGCUUCGGAGUUACCAAGCUUGAUGGAUGAGAUUUCCACCGAGAUUGACGAUUGUGAGACAGAAUUGGGGAAAUUUGGCCAGCCUCGCAUAACCGCACAAGAGCAACGCAUCUAUAUGAUUCAGAUCAGCCAAUCAUUCCAAUCUCUUAUGCAGGCCGCAGUUGAUGGCACAUAUACCGAUCCUUUUUUCAGCGACUCGGAACUGGAAUCAGGCUAUAACAAGCGCAUCCGCGCGCUUAUUCAGAACCUCAGCCGAGACUUUGCUAAAGAAAUGGAAGAUAAGGGUCGGUUUUAUAAGACUGUGGACUCUCACAAGAAGGGUGAAAAGUCCAACGGCCACAUGAUGUUGACAAGAACUGAGUUUGUCGAUAAAGUCGUCGACAUGAUGGCCCACAGACGUGGCCGAGAGCUGCCAAAUUCCUUCAGCCCAGCUGUCGUUACGGAUUUGUUUCGUGAGCAAUCGAAACCAUGGCAGGCUAUUGUCAACCGCCAUGUAAACAAAGUCUGGGGGGCAGCUCGAGUGUUUAUGGAUCAUUUGAUUUCACACAUCUCUGAUUCAGAGACAAGUGACGCCAUUAUGGACGCGGUUGUGAGGCCCAAGAUGAAGGCAAUACUGACCAGUCUCCUCGAUAAGACUACAAUCUUACUUCAGUUGUAUCGAGACGAUCAUCCCAUCACCUACAACAGUGAUUUUGGCGAGGCUCUUCAGAAAAUCCGUGUCAAACGACACUCGUCACAGAUGGAUGAAAUUCUGCAGAGACACUUUUCGAGCGCUUCUCUUGACAGCACUAGUUCGCAUGUGAGCGUAUAUGUCAAUUUCGUAAGUUUAAAGCAAGAAUUGGCACAGUGCAACGAGCCCGAUUUGUAUCGUUGGAGUGCUGCCGAAGCGCUUGACAGUGCCGAGGCAUAUUAUGAGAUCGCCCUUAGACGUCUAAUUGACGAGAUCUCGAUUCAAGUCAUUGAAACAGGUUUAAUUGCUGAAAUCCGCGAGAUCUUGAGUCCCCUUGCCGUGGCAUACAUGGAUGAGGAUGAAAUGGAGGCCAUUGUUGGUGAGAAGGAAAGCAUUCGUGAAGAACGCAAGAAGCUAGAAGCUAAGCUGAAGCUUCUUCAUGCUGGCUCCGAGACAUGCAAGAAGUUUUCUGGAUUUCGAGCCUUAGUGUUUAAUGAUAGCAACGAUGAUGCUACCAUUGCGGCGAGGCCUCAGAGAAGUGUUUGGUCUCCGGUAACCCCGGAGGAGCUGGAUGAGUGA
This is a messenger RNA of Trichoderma aggressivum f. europaeum, 2193 nucleotides long. RefSeq lists its product as uncharacterized. Gene Ontology annotation, molecular function: GTPase activity; microtubule binding; GTP binding. Lineage: Eukaryota; Fungi; Ascomycota; Sordariomycetes; Hypocreales; Hypocreaceae. Bases 1 to 2193 code for a protein of 730 amino acids. The transcript has 3 exons. Gene Ontology annotation, cellular component: microtubule; membrane; cytoplasm. The record is from RefSeq and is a predicted model, not a curated record.